AUGGCGGACUCUACGCACGGCAAAUGGGAUGUUAUCAAUAACGGGACUUACAGAUUAAUUAGGAAAAUCGGAAGUGGUUCGUUCGGAACCAUAUAUCUGGGUUUAAAUACAAAAACAGGCGAAGAAGUUGCCGUUAAAGUGGAAACAAACCAGAUCAGACACCCACAGCUUAUGUAUGAAAGCAAAUUGUAUCGAGUUUUCAUCGGUGGUGUCGGGAUCCCACGUAUGAGAUAUUUUGGACGUGAGGGGGACAACAGUUAUCUUGUGAUCGACUUGUUGGGACCAAGUCUCGAAGAUUUAUUUUUAUAUUGUUCGCGGCAUUUUACCACGAAGACCGUUCUUAUGUUGGCUGAUCAGAUGAUAUCGCGCAUAGAAUUUUUACACUCCAAGUACUAUUUGCAUCGUGAUAUUAAGCCGGAUAACUUCCUCAUGGGAAUGGGUCGUCAGUUUAACCGGGUUUUUAUUAUUGAUUUUGGUCUUGCCAAAAAGUAUAUGUGUUCUAAAACGAAGAAACAUAUUCCAUAUAGGGAUAAUAAAAACUUAACUGGAACUGCUCGUUAUGCAAGUAUCAACACACAUAUCGGAGUUGAGCAGUCUCGUCGCGACGAUUUGGAGGCUCUUGGUUAUGUCUUGAUGUAUUUCAGUCGGGGAAGUUUACCAUGGCAGGGUUUGAAGGCGAAUAACAAACGUCAGAAAUACGAAAGAAUUAGGGAUAAGAAGAUCGCCACUCCUCCCGAGAUUUUAUGUAAAGGUUUCCCAUCGGAGUUUUCUACAUAUCUGAAUUACUGUCGGAACUUGCGCUUCGAAGAAACGCCCGACUACUCUUAUCUGCGGCAACUUUUUCGAGUGUUAUUCAUCGACUUUGGGCACAAAAUGGACUACGUUUUUGAUUGGCACCUACUCAAACGUCAUCCAUCUGGCGGCAACUGCAGCUCAUCGAGUGAAGAGACGAUUGGUGCUGACGUGGGCAGGGGUGUGGUUCGCCGUCACGCAGCAACAAAUCACACCUCUCUACUCCCAGCGAAACUUGGUCGUGUUUCUAACUCUGUCGGAAACCAGCAACCUCCAUUAGCACAUCGCCGCGGGAUUCCAUGCUGCGAAACAGCUCUACAAGGAUCAACGCAUGUCUGA
Molecule: messenger RNA, 1131 nt
Organism: Echinococcus granulosus
Lineage: Eukaryota; Metazoa; Platyhelminthes; Cestoda; Cyclophyllidea; Taeniidae
Product: Casein kinase I isoform alpha
Exons: 6
Coding region: 1-1131 (376 amino acids)
Biological process (GO): endocytosis; peptidyl-serine phosphorylation; signal transduction
Cellular component (GO): cytoplasm; nucleus
Molecular function (GO): protein serine/threonine kinase activity; ATP binding
Source: RefSeq, a predicted model, not a curated record